AUGACUGAAGAAGCUCCAGCUCGCGGCGCCUCUAUGGAUACUGGCAAGAUUCAAUCCCCAUCAUCGCAGGUAUUAGAGCAAUUCGAUGACGCACCGAGCGAGGAGGACAUGCACACGCUGCGGCGUGUGUCAGGCAAGAUCAACUGGGCCGCUUACACCAUCGCUUUCUGCGAACUGUGUGAGCGAUUCUCGUACUACGGUUCUUCCAUCCUUUACACAAACUUCAUCCAAUGGCCUCUACCCGAAGGGUCGAAUACUGGCGCCGGCUUCGAGGGACAGUCCGGAGCGUUGGGGAUGGGCCAGCGAGCUUCUACAGGACUCGGCCUGUUUAACAUGUUCUUUGCAUAUGUCAUGCCUCUAUUGGGUGCGUACAUCGCAGAUGCGCAUCUCGGGCGGUACAAGACGAUACAUGUCGCCAUUGCCAUCUCGACCAUUGCCCAUGUCAUUCUGACAGCAGCAGCUGCGCCUUCGGUCAUUGUCAAAUCCCACUCGUCCUUCGCCGCUUUCAUCAUCGGCCUUCUGAUUCUUUGCAUCGGCACGGGAUUUUUCAAAGCCAACAUCUCGCCUCUCCUGGCUGAGCAGAAUACUGAUACGCGAAUGCGCGUCGAGGUCAGAAACGGGGAGCGUGUGCUUGUGGACCCGGCAGUUACCAACACCCGCAUCUUUCUUUAUUUCUACUUUGCCAUUAACAUCGGCUCUCUCACGGGUCAGAUCGCCAUGGUAUAUGUGGAGAAGUACGUUGGGUUUUGGCUGGCAUUCUUUCUUCCCACAGUCCUCUUCUUGGUCAGCCCCAUCGUCCUAUUUUUCAACAGGAAGCGAUACAUCCUCUCACCUCCGACGGGCUCCGUUCUCUCCAAGUUCUUCCGGAUGUUUGGCUAUGUCAUGAGGGGCAAAUGGACCUUGAACUUUGCCAAGCUCAAGCGCGAGUUCAGCUGGGAUAAGGCGCGGCCUUCCCAUGUGCCUUUGUCGGAGAGGCCUCCAUGGAUGACCUAUGAUGAUGCCUGGGUUGACGAAGUUCGUCGUGGUUUGAAGGCCUGCAAGGUCUUUCUGUUCUUGCCGCUGUUCCACCUGGCCUAUAACCAGAUGACGAACAACCUCACUUCUCAGGCUGCUGUGAUGGAGCUCAACGGCGUCCCGAACGACAUCAUCCAGAACCUGAACCCCAUCUCUAUCAUCAUUAUGAUACCGUUCAUGGAUCAUGUGCUCUACCCUGGACUUCGGAAGCUCGGAAUCAGCUUCACCCCCAUCAAGCGAAUGACCCUCGGCUUCUUCUUUGGCGCUCUGGCCAUGGUUGCUGCGGCGGUCAUGCAAUACUACAUUUACAAGCUGUCCCCGUGUGGAAACUACGCCGCCGACCCUGACUGCUCCGGCCCCGCUCCUAUCAACGUGUGGGCUCAAGUCGUCCCCUACAUUUUCAUUGGUAUCGCAGAAAUCUUCACAAACGUCACAUCAUACGAGUAUGCGUAUUCCAAGGCACCCGUGAACAUGAAGUCUCUCGUCAUGUCGGUCAACUUAUUCAUGAGCGCAUUUGCGAGUGCCGUCGGUCAGGCCUUCACGCCGCUGAGCGGCGACCCUCUGCUCGUGUGGAAUUAUGGUGUUGUGGCGGUCUUGGCGUUCCUGGGUGGCGUGGGCUUCUGGUUCUGUUUCAAGAAGCUCGACAAGGAGGAGGACAAGUGGAACACGAUUACCAAGUCUGAGUUCCAAGGGAAGGAUUUUGGCAGCGCGGCGCGGGCCGAAGAAGCUCACUAG
Molecule: messenger RNA, 1749 nt
Organism: Pseudomassariella vexata
Lineage: Eukaryota; Fungi; Ascomycota; Sordariomycetes; Amphisphaeriales; Pseudomassariaceae
Product: POT family-domain-containing protein
Exons: 2
Coding region: 1-1749 (582 amino acids)
Biological process (GO): transmembrane transport; oligopeptide transport
Cellular component (GO): membrane
Molecular function (GO): dipeptide transmembrane transporter activity
Source: RefSeq, a predicted model, not a curated record